AUGGCUCAAACAGUCGAUUCCAUCCUCGACGUGGAGACGAUUUUGUCCCUUGCAAUCAUCGAUCCAGAGCUCGAAAGCUUCAUCCAAGACAACCCAUUGCCUCCAGAGGACCACGAUCUCCUGUCAUAUAAGAGGGCUGCUCUCCAACGCCAUGCUGCCUCUCUUGCGGCACUGGGUCCGGCACCGGCUGAAGUUGCUCAGAGCGAGAUACAGUACCCAGCAAGAGAUGGAACCAUGAUCAGAGCUAAGCUGUUCCAGCCCAAGGUGCCCUCCAAAGACGGAAGCCCUCUGAUCGUCUUCUUCCACAGUGGAGGCUUCUGUGUUGGAUCCCCUGAAGGCGAAGAACUGAGUUGUCGAAAUUUCGUCCAGGCAUUUGGCGCCGUCGCGGUUUCGGUCUCUUAUCGUCUGGCCCCCGAAUUCACUUUCCCCCACGCUAUCAACGAUGGCUGGGAUGCACUCAAGUGGAUUACAGAGAAUGCAACGUCCCUCGGCGCCAACCCAUCACUCGGCUUCGUGGUCGGCGGCACCUCUGCCGGUGGCAGCAUCGCAGCGACUCUCGCACACCUCGCUCGAGACGAAGGUUUGGCUUUCCCACUGACCGGCCAGUACCUCGCCAUGCCGAUGGUUUCUCCUGCGACGGCGGUACCGGCACAGUAUGAAAAGUUCUAUCUCUCUCAGAAGCAAAACCGAAACGCGCCGGUUCUAUCGGGACCGACACUGGAGAUGUUUAUCAACGGGUACCAGCCUGACGAGAACGACGCUGUCCUGUACUCGAUACUCAAGCACCCCAGGGGUCACAAAGGACUGCCUCCUGCAGUUUUCCACAUCGACGGGCUAGAUCCACUGAGAGACGAAGCGAUCAUUUACGAACAUAUCUUGAGCCACGAGGCCGGAUGCAAGACAAAGAGGUAUCUCUACCCCGGACUGCCACAUGCGCAUUUCCUGUUCUUCCCCUUCUUGGAGGCCAGCAAGAAGUUCAGGAUCGAACAGAUCGAAGGCAUGGGCUGGUUGCUAGAUAGAAAGCCAGACUUUACCACGGUAGUUAUAGACCCAAAGGCUGGCCCAACUCCAUGA
This is a messenger RNA of Cladophialophora immunda, 1074 nucleotides long. RefSeq lists its product as uncharacterized. Gene Ontology annotation, molecular function: hydrolase activity. The record is from RefSeq and is a predicted model, not a curated record. The transcript has 2 exons. Bases 1 to 1074 code for a protein of 357 amino acids. Lineage: Eukaryota; Fungi; Ascomycota; Eurotiomycetes; Chaetothyriales; Herpotrichiellaceae.